CUGGUUGGGAGACCGGUACAGUGGAUCUGUGAACAUAUAAAGGUGCAUGUUUCUAAGAUCAUCUACACAGUAGACAGCUGUUGCCUGUUGAAGCAAUCGGAAUGGCUUUCAAAUCUACAAAAAACUCCACAGGAAAUCAAGUCACAUUUUUUCAGGAGGAUGAAGUCUGUAAGCACGGUGACUUUAUCAAAUCCCCACCGCCUCAGCUUUUCACUACACAGAGUUCUUGGAAAAAGCGAGGUUUCAUCUUGUGCAAGUCUAGCGAGAGAUGCUACACCCUGAAGUACCUUAAAGGCCAACAGAUAAAGGGUUUCAUUGCAAUUGACCAGAUUUCAAAUAUUGAGAUUGGCAUAAGUAAUUAUGAGAAGAUGACAGCAGUAAGGAAGAUGUUCAAAUGCCACCCUGAGGAAGUGCUAUCCAUCAACACAGAGAGCAGGGAUUACUACCUCAUUGCGAAGGACAGGGAACAAGUUGAGGACUGGUUCACUUCCCUAUCUUCAGCCCACAUGGAGGCAAAAGACGAUGGAUGCUCUGCUCAGAACCAGAAUCCUUCAGCUCAGAGAAGCAAAGGUCGGUCCCUCUCUUCGCCACCAGCCUUCGAUGAAACAGUUUUGAGCACCCACGAGGAGAUUCCGAGUGACUGCGGUGAAGUGGAAGAUCCUGCAGACGACAAGAAAAGGCCUCACUCAGAUCCUGGCUCUCGUGGUCUCCCUAAACAGCGGCCUCGCCACAGUUUACCAGCACCUCUUCUUCCAAGCCUGAAUAACAAUUCUGAAAAGACCAACAUAAGUCAGCUGCUGUUGGACUCAGAUGAGAACACCGGAGAGGAAGGGGAAGACUAUUAUGCUUCUCCAAGCAGUAUUCUAGCACAGCUGGACAGUGAGCUAUCAACGUCUGAUCCCCCAGUUCAAUCACACAACCCAGUGGAGAAUGAGGAUCCUCUCAGCAGGAAGUUGUACGUGUCGAUGAAACCUCUGUUGCCUGAAGAGAAACCCCAGCCCACAUGCAGAAGUGAUGAAUUCCUGACCCUUCCCAGAAGUCAAGAAAAUAGCAUAGAUUUAAGAAACUGCGAGGCAGAUGGAAACCAACAACAGCUCACGCAAAGCAGUACUAAUAAGCAGCUAACCCAGGAGAGAAAGCCAAAUGUAUCGUCACUAUCAGUGGUUCAGUUAUCUAUAAUAAUCAAUAAAGUCACAGAUGACAGCCAACUACAAGAGGUGGAUAUUUGCAUCCCUCAUGCUGAUGUCACCAGUAAUCUAACGCUUAUUGAAGCAGCAGGACAAAUAUGGGGAACAAGGGCAGAGAAAGGCUACUAGGAGGAUCAGAGGAAUGGAAAACCUACCUUACAAGAGGAUACUCAAGGAGCGUGGCUUGUUUAGCCUAACCAAAAGAAGGCUGAGGGGAGAUAUGAUCGCUCUCUAUAAAUACAUCAGAGGGAUAAAUACCAGAGAGGGAGUGGAGUUAUUUAAGUUAAGUGCCAAAGCUAACACAAGAACAAAUGGAUAUAAACUGGCCAUCAACAAGUGUAGGCUUGAAAUUAGAUGAAGGUUUCUAACCAUCAAAGGAAUGAUGUUCUGGAACAGACUUCCAAGGAGAGCAGAUUAGGCAAAAAAAAAUUGAUUUGUUUCAAGACUGAGGAGAUAGUAUGAUGAGAUUGCCUACAAUGGCAUGUGGCCCAUCUGCAACUGCUAGCAGCAAAAAUCCCCAAUGUCUGAAGAUGAGGCAGACUCUGACUUACUACAGAGAAUUUUUUCCCCAGGUAUCUGGCUUGUGGAUCUUGCCCAUGUGUUCAGGGUCUAACUCAUUGCCAUAUUUUGGGCCAGGAAGGAAUUUUCCCCUGAAUCAGAUUGGCAGAGACCCUGGAGGGUUUUCACCUUCCUCUGUAGGUCACUUGCUGGUUUAAACUAGAGUAAAUGGUGGAUUCUCUGUAACCUGAAGUAUUUAAACCAUGAUUUGAGGACUUCAGUAACUCAGCCAGAGGUUACAGGUCUGUUACAGGAGGGGGGUAGGUGAGAUUCUGUAGCCUGUGAUGUGCAGGAGGUCAGACUAGUUUAUCACCAUGGUCCGUUCGGUCCUUAAAAUCUAUGAGUCCAUAUGGCCAGAGGGAGUGUGUCUUUUAAAUUGGUUAAAUACCAAUAAAUAAAACUUUUCUACCAAAAAUCUCCCAGCAUUUUGUACAGUUGGACACAUUAUCAUCUACAUAUUAUGGAUGGGGAAGCUGCAACCCAGGAAAAUUCAGUGGCAUGCACAAAGUGUCCGAUUCUGACCCCAGGCUACCACUAAUCAAGAGGCGGUUUUGUGCAAAGAUGUGAUAAUCUUUGUGUGUGUGGGGGGGGGGGGGGGGGGGGAAGUGUGCUUUGAUUGUUCAAAGCAUCAAAAAGAUUAUGGGCUCGUAUUUGGAGCAAGGACCUAGGAGGCAGGACUCUUGGAUUCUACUCCCAGAUGAAUCGCUUGUUUGCUCCGGGUCUUAAAGCAAAUCACUUCAGCUCUCUGCACCGCAGGUUAAUAUUACUAUGCACAGAUGAGCAAACUAUCUCACAUGGCUGUGGUGUGAUUUAAAUAAGAAGCGUCGGCAGACAGCUUCGGGUUAAAUGCAGACUGUAAGUGCAAAGUGCUACUGAGUUGUUUCAGACAGGCUGACCUGAGUGGGAGUCCCAGCAUAGACCUGCUGGCCGCCAGGGAUUUGCUAACCAUUUUCAGCACUGGGAAUAGUCCAUCCAGCAGCCAGACAUUGUCACUCUUGGAUGCUGGGGGCUGGAGGGUAUCAGUUCUCCCAGCAGCGGUGCAGUGUAAGUAGGUAGUGUGGAAGUCAGUCCUCUCCCUAGAUCUUCAGUAUCAAUAAAGUAGGAGAAAGGAAAGAGGAGAGGGGUAAAGGACAGACUGCGUGGAAGAUUAAUUCAGUGUCUCAUCCUGGCCCCCUGCUGUGCCGCCUCUUGCUCUUUCACUUCUGCUCAGCGGUAGGACUGGCUCUCGCCGCGGCUUUGAUGUACCACACUUAUCAGCGGCACUGCGGGUCUGGAGGAAAUAGCUUUUUCAGCCCCUAUCAGCGAGAGCAGGAAACACCACAAAAGAAUCUGAGAUGGGGCCCAGCUGCAAAACUUGGAUCUGGGGCUAACCACCCAGGGCAACCCUAGUGGGAAUUCGUACUGAAAGGAUUUGGCUGGUUUCAGCUGGCAACAGUUUUGGAAUAGAGCAUCAGAUCGAGGGGUCAGUGGGCUCCCAGGCUGCUAAUCCGCCAGGAGAAGCCAGGAGAGAUCAGCAGCAAAGAGAGGCCAGCUGAAGGAUUCUAAGGGAGUCUACUGAAAUUGUCACUGGGGUAGUUGGAGGCAGAGUUUUGAUGCAUCCCUUUACAGGGGCAGCCACAAAGCUCUGAUCCUGCUGUUCAGAUGUCCAAGUUUUAGUUCAGUCUGGACUGCAAAUUUGGCCUGGAAAGAGUCACUCAGGUAAAUGAAGGGCUAACUUCUCUGCAUCAGAGGCAGUGUAGUUACAUCAGCAGAGUGUUUGUCCCCACACUAAUAAAUUUGUUAGUCUCUAAGGUGCCACAAGUACUCCUGUUCUUCUUUUUGUCCCCACACUGUACAGAACCAAACAGGGUAAAUCCCCUCACUGCCUGGUGACCCUCCCCAACCCAGACCUGUUAGAUUAAGGGAUGACAAUGCUGCAUGACCUGUAAUCAGAUCCCUUUGGACGUACUGGUUGGAAUGGAUGAAGCAGUUUGUUUAAAACCAAAAAUCAGACCAAAAAGCAAUUAUCCCUUUUAAUCCGUCUACCGCUUCCUAUUUUGUGCAGGGCCGGGCAGCACAGCUGGAGUGAAACAGACCUGUCAUUUGUGUUUGGACAGUGGGCCCAAACAAUCCCAUUCAUGCUCUUUGUCUCUUCUUCCGCCUCUCUAGCGUCUCGCAUUGGAAGGGUCCCUGCCGCUUAGGCUGUAUAUUUCACCAUGGGGAUCACAUAGUGGCUGUGAAUGACUUGCGCACACAA
Molecule: messenger RNA, 3981 nt
Organism: Malaclemys terrapin pileata
Lineage: Eukaryota; Metazoa; Chordata; Testudines; Emydidae
Gene: PLEKHS1
Product: pleckstrin homology domain containing S1
Exons: 13
Coding region: 102-1316 (404 amino acids)
Source: RefSeq, a predicted model, not a curated record